AACUCAAAAAACUCACCAACUUUGAUCAAUCCUACUACUCCUCGAUCAUCAUCAUCAUCAUCAUCAUCAUGGGUGUUUUCAAUUACGAGGCUGAGAGCCCCUGUGUUAUCCCAGCAGCUAGGCUGUUCAAGGCCUUUAUCCUUGAUGGCGAUAACCUCAUCCCAAAGGUUGCACCUCAAGCUAUUAGCAGCGUUGAAAACGUUGAAGGAAAUGGAGGGCCCGGAACCAUCAAGAAGAUCACCUUUGCCGAAGGCAGCCCUUUCAAGUACGUGAAGGAGAGGGUUGAGGAGGUUGACCACGCAAACUUCAAAUACAGAUACACCGUGAUCGAGGGCGGUGUCGUGGGCGAUAAGCUGGAGAAGAUCUGCAACGAGCUGAGGAUAGUGGCAGCCCCUGGUGGUGGAUCCAUCUUGAAGAUCAGCAACAAGUACCACACCAAAGGCGGCCAUGAGAUGAAUGCAGAGGAUAUUAAGGUUGGCAAAGAAAAGGCCGAGGCACUUUUAAAGGCAGUUGAGAGCUACCUCUUGGCACACUCUGCUGAAUACAACUAAACCUUAAUUGUCUUAUAUAUAUAUUGUGUCUUCGCCCAGUAAUGUUUUUUUGUUUACUGCUUAGUUUUGGCUUGCUAAUAAAGGAGCUUGCAGUUGUGCUUAUCUGCUUGCUGAAGAUCGAUAUUGUAAGUUUGUAACUCAGAAGAAUGGAAACUGAAUGUUGUAUUACUUUUUGAAUAUAUAUAUACAAAUAAUGGAAAGGAUAAGAUUAAAGUUUCAA
Corylus avellana is the source of this 771-nucleotide messenger RNA. Its product is annotated as major pollen allergen Aln g 1. Gene Ontology annotation, cellular component: cytoplasm; nucleus. Gene Ontology annotation, biological process: abscisic acid-activated signaling pathway; defense response. Lineage: Eukaryota; Viridiplantae; Streptophyta; Magnoliopsida; Fagales; Betulaceae. The record is from RefSeq and is a predicted model, not a curated record. Gene Ontology annotation, molecular function: protein phosphatase inhibitor activity; signaling receptor activity; abscisic acid binding.